AAUUAAUGGCUAUUUCACUGAUAUUUUAUUGCAUUUCAUCCUGAUUUCUUCAUUCUCGGAGUAAAACUGUUUGCCUUCAAGAACUUCAUGUUGACGCACAAAAACUUCGCUGAUUGUGCCACUAGCAUGCCUUCCGGAAAUUACAUGAACUCUUCCGCGAUGCCAGUGUCAAUGAACUAUCCCACCGCAACUUUUGGGGGCAGUUUGCUGUCCCAUCAAGGUUUGGGUGCUGUUGCUCCCCCGUGCAUGACCCAACCCAUGCCUCCCAUGGGGAGUAUAACAUCUCUAAAUCAAAACGGUGUUGGUUGUCCACCGGAUAUGCAAUCUUUGAUGCCUGCGGACUAUACUCUUCCCAAUUCAGUGGAUCAAAUCAAUAUGUCGAAUUUUGUAAUGGCACAAAAGAUGAAAAAUGACAGAGCGUUUCGGCGCUCCUAUAGUGCAUCUAAACCACCGUACUCAUACAUCUCGCUAAUAACCAUGGCCAUUAAUCAUAGUCCCCACAAAAUGCUGACACUAAGUGAGAUAUAUCAGUUCAUCGUCGAUCAGUUCCCAUAUUAUCGGCAAAACCAGCAAAGAUGGCAGAAUUCCAUAAGACACAGUUUAAGUUUCAACGAUUGCUUCGUGAAAGUACCAAGGACUCCAGACAAACCAGGGAAGGGAAGCUUCUGGAGUCUCCACCCUGAUUCCGUGAAUAUGUUCGAAAACGGGUGCUACCUCAGACGGCAAAAGAGGUUCAAGUGCGAUAAAAAGGAAGCCAUCAGGCAAACCCAAAAAAGCCACAAGAGAACCAACGAAUCUCCCACCAGGACUGAAAUCGAGGACCCUUUAAAGCUGAAUCGCAAAGAAUCAUCUCAGAAACCUGAUGAAAUACCUCAAUUGAUCCCAUCUGUCAUCAACCAUAUGCAGCUACCACCAAUCAGCGAAGCCUAUCCACAGAUGAGUCAAGCUCCUGUUGUCAGCACCAACAGCAUGUCCGAUAACCUCAAGAAUCGCAUGGAUUGCUGCAAGCAAGAGUUGAGUUAUCCAUCACUGAAAUAUGCAGAUUCCUGCGCGAUUCCUGAACCUCAAGAGGCUGGCAAUCCUCAAGACUGCAUGAAAACGUUCUCCAAUUACAUGAAUCUUCCACCUUUGAAAGUUGAACCUUGCAACUUUUCCGCAACCAAUCUCCCAUUCUCCAUCAAUAACAUUAUAUCUCAUGAUCCCAGGAUGGAUCCACGGAACUUUGACAUUCCAGCAACCCCGUACAGCACGUAUGGUACAAGCUAUCCAUCUAGUGAAAACAUGUCGUACUUCCACACGGCACCAUUCUAUACAGUGCCACAACCAGUGACAUCUGCUCUGUGAAUAAAUCAGCAAUCAAAUUAAAUGGUAAGAGCACAAAUGAUAUUACUUCUGUUGGGUAUUGUAUUUUUAGAGCAAUUUCUUGUUGUAUGUUUAAAUGCUGGUCACAAAUAAAAAUUUGCUCCAAAAUUGAAAAUAUCAAAAGUAUAAAUAAAAUUUUGCUGGCAAAGAACUGAAUUGUUAAAAAUUGGUAUUUUUCAAAUGUGAUCAAUGGAUGAAAUGUGAUUCUAAUGUGAAUGAAUUUUGAAUUUAGAGAA
Molecule: messenger RNA, 1598 nt
Organism: Argiope bruennichi
Lineage: Eukaryota; Metazoa; Arthropoda; Arachnida; Araneae; Araneidae
Product: protein fork head-like
Exons: 1
Coding region: 88-1344 (418 amino acids)
Biological process (GO): regulation of transcription by RNA polymerase II; anatomical structure morphogenesis; cell differentiation
Molecular function (GO): RNA polymerase II cis-regulatory region sequence-specific DNA binding; DNA-binding transcription factor activity, RNA polymerase II-specific
Source: RefSeq, a predicted model, not a curated record